AUGACAAAACCUCACAACUACACACAGUCUCUCACAACCACAUACAGAAUCUCUCACAACCACACACAGUCUCUCACAACCACAUACAGAAUCUCUCACAAUCACACACAGUCUCUCACAACCACACACAAUCUCUUACAACCACACACAGUCUCUCUCUCACAACCACAUAUAGAAUCUCACAACUACACAGUCUCUCACAACCAUGAAUGGAAUCUCUUACAACCACAUAUAGAAUCUCACAACCACACACAGUCUCUCACAACCACAUACAGAAUCACUCACAACCACACACAGUCUCUCACAAACACACACAAUCUCUUACAACCACACACAGUCCCUCUCUCAUAA
Messenger RNA from Mercenaria mercenaria, 351 nucleotides. RefSeq lists its product as uncharacterized. The transcript has 2 exons. Lineage: Eukaryota; Metazoa; Mollusca; Bivalvia; Venerida; Veneridae. The record is from RefSeq and is a predicted model, not a curated record. Bases 1 to 351 code for a protein of 116 amino acids.